UCUGUCUUGUCUACUGUGAUGUCAAAACAUCCAUAUACGAUAUUGUGAGUUGUGGUGUGGAUAAAGUUACUGAACUUUGAGGAGUGAAAUGGGAAAUUCAUUCUAGUAUUUAAGUAAAUGAGAACCCAUAAUCAUGGGCUCUCAAUUAUUAGAAAUUUUACGUCAAGGAAUAUGGGCUUCCUUGACGGGAGGAUGGUUUUAUGACCCCCAUCAGAAUAUGUUCCACAACACAUUCCAUCUCUACAUUUGGCUUUUCCUUCUUUGUCUCCCAUUUACUAUAUUUCUGUAUGUGGCAUCUAGCGUAUAUGUCUGGACAGCGUAUUGUGUCACCGUGGGUGUGUUCUUCACGAUACUCAAGUGUGUCAAUCUGUCUCUACAUCACAUGUAUGACACCUCAGAGUAUAUCGUGGAAGAGGAGGAUGACAGGCCAGAAUGUGAGCGAAGGAGACAACCGCUCAGCAGUGCCAGCAGUGGCAGGCCAGAAGAAAACAUAGAACUGCAGGUGUUAAAGACAUCUCACGGUAGUCCUCGCACCUCUUCUAUUGAGGCUACCAUUGGCUCCGAAGAUAGCAACGAGUCUACAGAUUACAACCAGGCGACUGGCACAGAUCCUCCAACUAUUGACUUAAAAGUGGAUGUACAUCGUAAGAAUAGUUCUGAGAGCAGUGAAGGUGUAAGCGCUGUAGUGGAGAAACAACAGCCCAGUCUACCAGCCGAAACUAAAGAGAGUAGACGGGGGAGCCAGCGGGAGAAUAAAGUGGAAGCAAUAAACACAGCUGCCGAGGCCCCCAGUGGAGGUGUGAGACGUCGCACUUCCAGACACAACUCUAUAGAUUCACCAGGAGACACAACACUAGCAGCUGUGGAAUGUGUGCGGGGACGACUCUCAAACCGGCGUCACUACUCCAACAGUUCGGGAGCUGGUUUCCUACUAGGAGCGGUGGAGAAUGAGGCUUCUGGCAGCGGACCGAUCAAACCCACCGGUUCCCUCGAACUGGGUCUCACACAUAAUGACUCUCUCCCCACUAUCCAUAAAGGAUUAGUGUAUUGGAAACAGCGGCCGAGUGGUAACGGCUGGCGCAACAAUGGGGAAGGAAACAGUAUGGUUUUGCGUAACCGUCUGCUCUGCCCAUACUACGGAUACGGCAGUGAGAUUGUAUAUCCUAUUGCAGAACAAAGUGACGAGCCUUCACAUGCUAUGGAUAGUGAGGACGAACCAGCAGGUAGCCAGUCACCACUGCUAGUACGUGGACCUAGUAGCACCAGCAGCCUGGAGAAGGUGUACCAGACGGUGUUCCAGAAGCACUUUGGUAGUGAGGGAGAGGUACAAGUGAGCGAGAGUGAAUGUGACAGGACUAGAGAGAGGGAGGAGGAUAUAGUGAGCAGUGAGGGGGAGUGGGACGGGGCACAUCGGACUAGGAGCAAGAAAAGACGGCUGGAAGGAGGGUGCAAAAAUCUUUCAGGAAUGAAGCAACAACCAAAUGAGAGAAGUCCAGAUAAGGAGGGUGGAAGUGACAGCCAACCCUCCCCGGAGGUCCCGAGCCUACUAGGGCUUAACUGGCUGUUUGAGCACACAGACAGUGAUACAGAGAACUCCAAGGCUGCCGCAAGACUGCUGAAUGAAGUAGUACCUGCUCCUGUCUCUCACUGGCACUACACCCUUGGGGUAUCAGAAACACUGUCAGACGACACCACGUCAGACACCUCCAACAGUCCACCUUACCAGUCUAGAUCCAAGAGGAGAGAUGACUCGGGCAGUUCUACAAAUACAACAGCUAGUGUAGAGAAUGAAGGGGCCAAACUGUUAGAGAAACAUAACAAGAAAUCAGAGGAUGGUUGUGAGAAGAGGAAACACAGUGGAGAUACUGCCAGAGGAGAAGAUAAAAGAAGAUCUAAACGAAGCCAGGACAUGGAAAAAGGGGAGGGUCUAGAUGUGGCAUCUGGCAGUACGAAGCCAGAUGAUAUUAACAACAACAAGGAAAACCAGUUCGGGCGACAGAACAGCUCCUCAUCCGGGUCCAACACAGAACUUAGCUCUCUGCUACCUCCUCCUGCCACUCCUCUAUUGGCUCUGUUCCUGUCCACACGACAGUCGGUACCGCCGCCUCCACCCCCACCUCCCCUUCCACCUGACCCUGACACUCCCAGUCGAGCCGACGGCCGUAGCAGCCGCAACCGCCAUCGUAGAUUUAAACGCUCCAGCCACACCCACCGAUAUCGGAUGUCUCGAUUGAGGGAGAGACAGAGUCUACCGUCCACUUCAUCAACUCAGCCGCCGGCCAGCACGUCUAUCCAGCUAGCGGCUCUCAUCGGAGGCACACACCUGGCCUCAUCCCAUGACGACACCUCAGACGGUGCGGUCCACGUGUUCAGAGAUGAGAAUGGCCACUGGAUGACCUACACAUUCGACGAGAAGGGUCUCGGGACUGCUAACUCGAGUCGGCCAGCACCGGGGACUAGAAAACUCCUGCACUCUAUCCUCCGUAGACAUAACAGUCAGUCGGAGAACAACUGGCUGGACAACUGGGAGUGGCAGUGUCCGGAGUCUCUCAGCAACUCUACCGCUUCAGUUGACUGUGGUCAACAGAACGUGUCAAGUCCUGCUACGACUCAGUCAGGCCCUUCUCCUGUCAGACCUUUACCGCUGACUUUGAUACCCUCACAGUCCUCCGCCUCACAUUCUCAACUUCAUCAACUGCAGCAGAACAGUAACGGAAUGUACUUGUUAGAGACUGUUGCGACACACAUCCUGAACAAUCCAAACCGAAGAGCUUUCCAUCAGAUGUUUUCCGAGGCAAUGGCUGAACGGAAUGUUCCGCCACGAACUGGUAUGCACCAUUACAACAUUGGUGCGAUGACACUGUCGAUGAAUCCUUACUAUGAUCCAGGAAUGAAUUCAUUCGAUGAACCCAACCCUAUUAUUCCUGUGCCUCCACCUUCUAGUUCUCAAGGAGAAACAGAUACUGAUAUUACUCUAACAAGAAAUAGGUUUAGGUUUAUGGACUCUGUUGAUAUAGGCCUACCCGAGUGUCCAAAGACUCCUAGAAGAUAUUACAAAUAUAAAAUAUCUCCUUGUUCGUACUUUAAAAUAAGACUAGAUCGGUUAGCUCUCUUAGCUCUUUUAGAUAGAAAUUUAACAAUGACUGAAACGUUACUCUCUCUGUUCCUUGCCAUUCUAGUUUCAUGCUUAGGAUCAAUUUUGUUAAACUUAGGAUUUUAUAGAGAUAUACCCGCAUUUAUAUUUUGUUUUGUUAUCGCUAGUUGUCAGUACUCUCUGAUCAAGAGUGUCCAACCUGAUGCUGCCUCACCUACGCAUGGGUUUAACAGGAUCGUGGCGUUCUCGAGGCCUGUUUACUUUUGUUUGUGUAGUGCCUUGGUGCUUUUGCUUCACUAUUCAGCAUUGUCUACGAAGAGAGAGUUCACUCUCUAUGGUGUUUAUGUCAAAAGUAAUGACUUGCUCAACUUUAUGAGGGACUGUUUUGUGACUCUCAUUCUCUGGUUUCCGUUGCUGUUCAGUUUAGGAUUAUUUCCCCAAGUGAAUACAUUUUCAAUGUAUCUUUUGGAACAAGUAGACAUGCACCUGUUCGGGGGUAAUGCGGCCUCGUCACUUACAGCAGCUGUGUAUUGUGUAUUUCGCAGUUGUCUUGCCGUAAUCGUCCUACACGGUUUUGCGUAUGGAGGACUGAGUGAAACAAAAUCCACUCAACACAUUUUAUUUUCAAUUUACUGUGGACUCUUAAUAGCCACUUCUUAUCAUCUGAGUCGGAGUUGUAGUGAUCCAGUGCCGAUUUGGAACAUCCUUAAGACUCAUUUGUGGCCGGUAGAGGAGGAGCUGCAAGAGGCACAGAUGCGGAAAAGUGAAAAAAGAAAACAAUGUAUGCGUGAUAAACACGAGAAAAAGCAAGAGAUUAAGAGUCAAUCUCAUACUGUUAACAUCGCACCAACGGAAAAGAAAGAAACCCCAGAAGGAACCAAUGGGGACCAAGAGACAGAUUUGGUAGAUCCACUGCCGACUAAGCUCCAGCGCACAGUCAACUGUCGCCUCAAAUCUGACCUCAUCAUCUGCAUGGUGACAGCAGUGUUUGUCUUUGGAAUCCAUUGCAGUACAGUGUUCACCGCACUUCAACCCGAGAUCAAUCCUGUUCUGUGGAGUGUAGCGGGUUGUGUGGGUCUACUGCUGCACUACAUUAUGCCGCAGCUACGAAAACAAUUGCCUUGGCUGUGCAUCGCCAGACCUGUGCUGCGCUCUCAUGAACAUUCUCAGUAUGAAGUAAAAGGUGCUGCAAGGGUCAUGUGGUUUGAAAAGUUGUAUGUGUACCUGUGUUGUUUUGAGAGGAACAUCCUUUAUCCUGUGGUGUUUCUGGCAUGCCUGACAUCAGAGUCUCCUGCCAUAGUACGCAAGGUUGGCCCAUACGCGGCAUCCAUCGUCAUCACUAUCUGUGCCCUCAAGUGUCUGCGCUGUGCGUUCUCUCACCCUCCUUCACAGUAUCUUAUUCUCGCCUUUGCCUGUCUCUUCUUUCAACUAGACUAUGCUGCUGCCAGCGAAACCUUCCUCAUUGAUUAUUUUGUUACCGCCAUCGCAUUCAGUAAAACCCAUGAAUUUCUUUUGAAGGUACAGUUUGUUGUGACCUACAUCGCUCCCUGGCAGAUAACCUGGGGCUCUGCAUUCCAUGCCUUCGCUCAGCCGUUCUCCGUGCCUCACUCUGCCAUGAUGUUCCUGCAAGCAGCUAUCUCUGCCGCGCUCUCCGCUCCACUCAACCCUUUCCUUGGGAGUGCUGUGUUUUUGACAUCAUACGUCAGGCCAGUCAAGUUCUGGGAGCGGGACUAUAACACUCGUCGUGUGGACCACUCCAACACUCGACUCUCAAGUCACCUGGAGCGCAACCUCGGGGCUGACGACAACAACCUCAACUCAAUCUUCUAUGAACACCUCACUCGGUCCUUGCAGCACUCUUUGUGUGGAGAUCUUAUACUAGGUCGGUGGGGAGCUGUGGCACAAGGGGACUGUUUCGUAUUGGCCUCAGACUAUCUCAAUUGUUUGGUCCACAUCAUCGAGCUUGGCAAUGGCCUGGUCACCUUCCAGAUGCGAGGACUAGAGUUCCGUGGCACCUAUUGUCAGCAGAGAGAGGUGGAGGCCAUCUCUGAAGGUGUGGAAGAUAACGAGGGAUGUUGCUGCUGUGAGCCAGGACACCUGCCUAACAUGCUCAGUCUGAACUCUGCAUUCUCACAGCGUUGGCUGGCCUGGGAGGUCACAGCCACCAAGUAUGUCCUGGAAGGUUACAGCAUAUCAGACAACUCGGCAGUCUCAAUGCUGCAGGUCUUUGACUUCAGGAAGGUUUUAGUCACCUACUAUGUCAAGAGUAUCAUAUUCUAUGCGGUGGGCUCUCCAUGCCUGGAGACGUGGCUGUCAUCACCUGUGAUCAUGGAGGCAUUGCAGCCCUACUGUGACCGUAACUUUGUUGACCUGGAUCCUGUCUUCAAUAUGAACAUUGACGAGGAUUAUGAUUUCCGAGCUGCAGGCAUAACUCGCAACUCCUUCUGUCACAUCUAUUUGGACUGGAUACAGUUCUGUGCUGACAAGCGAGACAAGGCAAUAAGUGACAAAAGCAAGGAGUCAGCUGUUGUCUCUCUUUGUUUUGCUCUGAGUUUACUUGGAAGGCGCACUCUUGGGGCAGCCUCGCACAAUACUCUCUCCAGUGUAGACUUCUUCCUGUAUGGACUACAUGCACUCUUCAAGGGGGAUUUUCGCAUCACUUCAGUACGGGAUGAAUGGAUUUUCUCUGACAUGGAUUUGCUGAAAAAAGUGGUUGCUCCUGGAGUUAGGAUGUCUCUCAAACUUCACCAGGAUCACUUCAUGUCUCCUGAUGAGUACGAAGAUCUCUCAGCAUUGUACAAUGCCAUCUCUCUACACCACCAAAAGUUGGUCAUCUCCCAUGAGGGCGACCCUGUAUGGCGCAAUGCUGUCCUCGCCGGCACUCCUUCACUCCUAGCACUCAGGCAUGUACUGGACGACAGUGGAGACGAGUACAAGAUUAUCAUGCUGAACAAACGGUACCUGAGUUUCCGAGUGAUCAAGAUGAACCGGGAAUGUGUGCGAGGUCUGUGGGCUGGCCAGCAACAGGAGCUGGUUUACCUCAGGAACCGGAACCCGGAGCGAGGCAGCAUACAGAAUGCCAAGCAGGCUCUGAGAAACAUAAUCAACUCUUCAUGUGAUCAGCCUAUUGGCUACCCCAUCUUCGUCUCACCACUGACCACGUCGUACGCGGACACUAACGAGCAGUUGUGUGGAAUUGUGGGUGGGCCCAUAAGUCUCGGCACAAUCAAACGUGCUGUCCUUCAGUUCUGGACUCGGGUGAGGCGGAGGUGUGUGGAAGGCUGCUCAAGUGGUGGUUCAGUACCUCAUGAUGAGGGAGGCUUUGGCCAUGAGGGAGUUUACGCGAUGACAACGUACAACAUUCACUCUGGUUAUGGACAUACGGGCAGCCAAUCCAUUGAGGGGACAAUGGGGCGAGGUGGCUCACUAGGCAGGAGUGGCAACCGAGGUAGUAUAGCGAGUGCGGGCAAGCCGUCGUCAUCCACACUCGCUUCCCUGGCAGGACUUCUCACCGCAGCAGAAAAACAGGAAGAGAAAGAGCAGGUGCUGCAGAGGGUUAGGAUAGUGGACCCUAACCAAGUGUAUGAUGCCAUCAAUCUGGGACGCCGCAUCGACGUGAGUUGGCCAGAUGAGCGGAUGAGAGCUCGUGGCGGUCGCUCCCACUGGCGGGACUGGCUGCCGGAGAAAGGCAUGGAAGGCCAGGUAGUUCACCGGUGGGUGCCGUCUCAUCGAGACCCCAACAGGAGGUCGCACGUUGACCGGACUAUCUUGUUAGUAAAGAUAGAGGACAGAUACGUGCCGAUUGCUGAGGCGGGAGUCGUGGAUUUGGGUGCUGAAGUAUAACACGAUACAAUACGUCAAGCGUCCACAUGUACUGAAUGCCUUAUCGUCAACAGACUGAUUUAGUAAUAGUUAAUAGAGAUCAGUAAUCAAAUAUCAUGUAAAUAUUAUUAUCAUUAGGUACUGUACAAAGGAAUACGUACAUAUAUUUGUUACGGUCUGCUUGUUGUUGCUAGUUGUGUUAUAUGAUUAUAAUGUUUUUGUAUGGAGAUUGUCGAUGGCUGUGUUGAUGGAUUUUAUCCAUAAAAACCAAAGUAUCCAAUACACUAUGUUGAUGACACUGUGUUAAAGCUUUUGAUUUUUUAAUAGUGUAACAAUCAGUUUUUAUUUUUGUAAGGUUAAACGUUUCCUAUCUCUUAUAGUUUGGUAAAUAAAUGUUGCAAUAAUAUUAUAUGGAAUUAUUUAGGAAGUUGAAACAGUUUUGUAUGCAUUAUUUUUUCUUAUUUGUUUUUAUUCUUUGACUGUUUCAUUUCCCUAUGCUUCAAACAAUUUUUCAAACACUCCUUGUUAAUAAAAAAUAAUAUUUUUGAAUUUAAUCCUAGAAAUUAUUAUUUUAAAGUGAAAAAUGCUGCUAUUCAAACUAUUAUAUCCUAUAGUAAUAGGAAUAGUGAAUAGUAAUUUCUUUAUAGUGGUUUAUAUAUUUCUCUUUCAUAAAUUUGGAUUUUUUAUUAAAUAUGUAAAAAACUUAAAAACACUUUGGAAAGUCACAAAUUUUAACAGCCACAUAUUAAAAUUCUAAAAUUGUUUGGCUAUGAGUUAAACCAUGACAUGCAUUUAUAUACAUUAUGAAUUAGUUUUAAUUGUUAGCUAUGUUUCGGAAUUAAGUUGUUCUGAGAGUGUUUCAAUUUACUCAUUUUUUCAAUAUUUAACCAAAAACUUAACUUUUCUGACACUUUGAUGUGACAUUAAUUUCUGAAAUUACUUCAAAAUUUUAAAUACUGUUAAGGUUUUUGUUGAAAUCUCUGUGGUGAUAGUCAAAAUAGGUUUUAAGGAAUUAAAAAAGAUCUUAUGGACUCCAAAGGCACCAAAAGUGUUGAAUUUGUGUAAAACAUUAAAUAUUUACCCAAAGAUAUUUAAAUGAAAUUUUAAAGAUUUUCAUAAAAGUAUCCUUAAUGGAUACUUAAAGCAGAGAAUUAAUAUUUGUAGCUGUCAAUGGCCAAUUUUCUACUUUUAUUAAAAUAUUUUCCUAUUCAAAUUUAUUAUCUAAUUUAAAAAGUAUAUACAUAGUUCAGUUUGGAGUGUGCAAAUAAUUGUGACGUUAGAAUUUUGAACCCUUGACAGACCUAGAGAGUGCCCGCUUGUAUUUAUGAACAGUGGCUAAUUUAUAAUAUAUCUCUCAAAUGUGUAUACUUAUAUGAACUUUUCCUGAAAAUUUCUUAAUCAAUUGUAACUACCUUUGACCUAGGUGUGUCAUUCUGUGCAUCAAGUAAUCAGUACAAGGACACCUAGAGUGUAUGCAAUAUUUUUAUUUUGGUUUUGAGUGCCAAAAUAGAGAUAUUUUUAAAACUGUAAUGUUUGGUUUUAAGACCAAAUACCUAUCAACAAAUAUGUAAUAUAGAAUGUAUGCAUACAAAUCUGUUCUAUUUCAGCAAGUAAAGGUAUGUAACCUUUUAACAAAUUAAGUCUUCUGUCUGUGCUGCUUACAUGCAAACAUAAGGCAAGGAAAGUAUACUGUAUUAGUAAAAUACUUCAUAAAAAAUGUCUCAGCAAAAGUUAUUAGCUGUCACAGUCAUAGAAUUUGUAAAGGUCUGAAAGCAUGCAAUGACUUGUCAGUCUGGAGUGGCAUAAAGCAUUUGACUGAUAUAUAAACGUUAAAGCCAGUUUUGAGAACAUCAUUACCUGAAAGUUCCAGUAAAAUUGUAAUAAGUAACUCAUAGCUACACCCAAAGGAGGAAUCAAAUCCAAAUUAAUCUUUCUUGCAAAACAACAAAAGUCUGUGAGAAUUGUUUGAUUUUUCCAUUUGAAUCUACAUCCAUUAUGUAUAACAGAUACAAAUGAAAUGUAUACAAAAUAGGAAUAAAUAAGUAACUUCUAAAUUAGUUUCAAAUUAAAUAAAAAAUUGUGUCUUCUACUGUAAAAUAAUCAAAUCCAAACAAACAAUAUUAUUUUAGAUUUAAGAAAAAGCCGUAAUAUUACCAGUUUAUAUCUAGUUAUGAAUCUAACCGGGUGAGAUUGAUGCAAACUGAACCCAAAUCUAAAUGUUUUUCUGAACUUGUAUAUAUAAUUGUGUCUUGAACGAAGACAGAGAUUUGGAUUUGAUUAUUGAGUUGUGGAAUCUCACAGCUGACAAGCGAGCUCAUUUGUGUAAACAUUGAUGCUCUUCUUUUUUAUCCAUUCAUCCUUUAUUUAUGUAUGAACGUUUAAAUUAUAACUUACAUGAACUCAUACUGCAUUACACAUUUCCAAGUAAGAUUAAGUAAUGUUUAGCAUUAUACUGUACUAUAAAAUGUUAUAGAUAAAUUAUAAAUUAGUGCAUGAAUUGUGUUUCCAAAAUUGUGUACUGGUGAGGCUAAUGAAUUGCAGUAAGACUUAUAUGAAGAAUAUUACGACUUACUUUCAGAUGUAUUAUUGUACGCGCUGAUAAACGAAAUACUUGGAAAGCCAUAGUAGUAUAUUAUUUAAAAAAAAAAAAACGCAUAAACAAUUAAGUUAAAAAUUCAUGUACACCAGAUAUGCCCAUGGAGUUAUUUAUUGAAUAGUGUUGCUAAACAACGUAAAAACAACUCACCUCUCGAUCUGUUGUGUAUUGUAAACCGAGAUGUUGUGUGUAUAGUAUAAUUAAUAACUACUGGUGGAAAGUGGAUAAGUUUUUAUGUUAUAUUUAUCUGUAUAAUUAUUACAACACAGAAUACAGUUGUAAAUUGGAA
Molecule: messenger RNA, 9801 nt
Organism: Homalodisca vitripennis (glassy-winged sharpshooter)
Lineage: Eukaryota; Metazoa; Arthropoda; Insecta; Hemiptera; Cicadellidae
Gene: pcx
Product: pecanex-like protein 1
Exons: 31
Coding region: 134-6937 (2267 amino acids)
Biological process (GO): endoplasmic reticulum organization
Cellular component (GO): membrane; endoplasmic reticulum
Source: RefSeq, a predicted model, not a curated record